CCAAACAACAUAAAAGAAAAGAAGUUGAAGUCUUUCACAAAUGGAAGCCUUUAAUGAUGCCUACAACUUCUUCAACAAGGAUAAAACUGGCUGUAUUGAUUUGCAUGGAUUGAUGUGCACUGUGGCUAAGUUGGGAAUGACUCUAUCCAAAUAUGACAUCUAUAAUGAAUUAAAAUGUGCUGAUCUUGACCGAGAUGGGAAAGUGAACUUCUCAGACUUUAUAAAGGUACUAACAGAUAAGGACCGCUUCCUUAGGGCUGUGGUUCCAGAAAAGAAAACCUGUUUAGAUUUUGCUGGAAACCCAGGGAUCCUAUUAUUUGAAAUCCUAUCAAAGCUUGUAGAGACUUCAGCCCUCCCCAGAAAGACUAUAAUGGAGAUAGUAAGGUAAGUGGCAAGAAAAUAGACAAAAGCAGCUUUCUGAAGAUAUUUCACUAACUUCUUACUCCACAGAGUUUGGCCCAAAACAUCGACAGUAUCUGGGCAAUGUGCUACAACAUUCCUGCCUGACUCUGAAAUUGCAAGCCUGACCUCAGACUAUCUCAAGGUCUCAUUGUAGGCAAAAAGU
Messenger RNA from Castor canadensis (American beaver), 565 nucleotides. Lineage: Eukaryota; Metazoa; Chordata; Mammalia; Rodentia; Castoridae. The record is from RefSeq and is a predicted model, not a curated record.